UGUGUUGAAAAUCUAUUUUCAUGUUUUUCUUCUUGUUAGUUCAGAAGUUCUCAUCUUACACAAUUUGAAAUCUAGAUAGGCGCGCGGCGGUCAACUAACUCGGUCCUUCGGCACGCUCCGCCCUCGUUACCAUGGAAACUCCCUUACAAUACUUUCAUCUGUGACGCUGAAGUCAAUCUUGAGCUAAACAGCAAAGACAACCAUGAUAAAGAGCUUGUGAUGUUAUUAUAUGGCCUGCAGUCGUCACUCGGAGAUGUCGCUACACAACGAUAUUAAAUUUCCACCCAUAACACCGUCACAAAAAAAGAGUCUUACUAAUUAUUUAAGUUCACACACCUACCCUGUCCAGUCAUCAGAGGAGCACAAUGGGGAAAGUGGCGCCCUGUCUGUUCGACCUGCAGCAAGAAAGUUGAACUGGAUGGAUUCCAGUCAUAUUUUUGCUGGCCCAUGGAGAAAGCCUCAGCUCCUGAUUCAGCUGGAGAGCUAUGUGAACAAGGAGCUUCAAACUAUCAGCUUUGAUCAGCCAGCAUUUCAGGAACUAAAACUACAGAUCUACCGUGACGUUUUUGGACGAUUCAUUAAAGAGUUCAAAACCUACCAACCCCUUCUGUCUGCUAUCAAAAAGGAAUAUGAAAACAUUUUAACAUUCCAGCAGGAUCAAAUCCAAAAACUGGAACCACUGCAAUCCCAUUUUAGGCUUGCGUCAGAAGAAUGUGAUAAGAAGAUACAAGCUCACUUAGAAGAGGAGCAGGCCAAGAUUGGAGCCUUGAAAAGGGAGAAUCGGCAAAUGCAAAAAACCAUUGAGGAUAUGAAGGAGAAAGAAAGGGCGAUGCAAAGAGUGGUGGACCAUCUGCAGGCUGAAGUCUCUAACCAGUAUGUGCAGUACCGGGAGGAGGGUGAUGCCCGUAAGCUGCUGAUCUGGCAGCUCAAUGACUUAACAGGAGGCUCUGUUAAGGAGGACCCUGCAGAUCAAAAAACAGAGAUUCAGGACCCUGUGGUGCUGCAGCUUGCUCUAAAGGUGUGUCGGGAAGACCUGACCAAAGUGCAGACGGAGCUGGUCAAGAUAAAGGCGGAGCACUGGGAUGUUGUGCCGCGAUGCAAGUGGGACACCCUGACACAAACACACACACAGACCCUCCUGCAGUUGCAAACGCUUCAGGGCGACUUUGAUCGGUUGAAGAGUGAGUAUGACAACCUGCUGGAGCUCCAGGCAAGAGAAACCAUGCAGAACAAGAGACAAGACUCCAUCAGUGAGCAGGUGUUGGAACUGAGGAAGGAAGUCCCUCAGAAGUCUGCCAAGGAAAUAGAAGAACCGAUGGCCUCAUCUCAGAGCAAACCAGACAGUAACACCAUCUCCUCUUAGAUACUUCACAUCUCUGUACAAACCAGAAGCCUUUCACUGUUUUUUCAGGCUGGUUUUGGGGUUUGUUGUUCACUUGAGGCAUUCCACAUCUCUCAUAUGCAGCCAUUGUCAGACCUCUGUGCCUUCCUGUGGUGAAAAUAUUGAAUAAGACUUUCCUUUUUAGGUGACCUCAGAGGCUUUAAUGUGUCAAUCUGGAUGCACCAUUAUAUGUUUUCAUGUUUCAUGCAUGGGACUAGAUUCCUCAUUAAUCGUGUAUUGUGCCAAUACACAUUUUGAGCAGCUCCUACCAUUGAAACAACUGCAAAUGUCCAUGCAUUAAUAUAGCCGUAUCAUGUCAAACUGAAGAGUUUAUUCUAAUACAAAUCUUUUCACCUCCAGUGUAGAUAGGAGUGUUGCAUCAUAGCUCUCAUAAAAAAAUAUUGUGGGCAUUGCUUUAAAGGCUCUUGGGGAAAAAAAGUAAAAAGAAACCAAGGAAGAAAAAGGAUAAAAGUGGAAACCAAAAAUAUAGGGAAUUAAUACAAGGGCCGGACAGAUAUGGGAUUUCUGGGGCUAAUACCAAUACCAAUAUUGGCAAGAAAAAAAACCCAGAUACCGAUAUAUUGGCCAAUAUCUGUCUUAGAUCUAUGAUAUCUAUAGAGAUAGAUAGAUAAAAGUGUACACAUUUAUUGUGUUGAUCCCUUUAAAUGCAGUUAUCAAAGACUUGUGUAAA
Molecule: messenger RNA, 2072 nt
Organism: Labrus bergylta (ballan wrasse)
Lineage: Eukaryota; Metazoa; Chordata; Actinopteri; Labriformes; Labridae
Product: translin-associated factor X interacting protein 1
Biological process (GO): protein import into nucleus
Cellular component (GO): cytoplasm; nuclear pore central transport channel
Molecular function (GO): nuclear import signal receptor activity
Source: RefSeq, a predicted model, not a curated record